UCACUCUUGCCAUUCAUUAUUGCUUCAUCGCCAAGAUGGCUGGGACAGCAAGUCGAGUUGCCCGGGCCGGAUUUUUAAAGGCUACUCUUUCUGGGUUUUCUAUUCAGCCGAGAGUGAAGUUUUCAACACUGAGAGAGAUGGCAGCAACACGAAAAGCUGUUUUGGCAGCUAUGGGUGUGCUAGGAGGGGGUGCUGCUGGAGUGGCUUAUGCCCUCAAUGAGUCAGUGAAGGCCUCAGAACUUGAGCUACACACCUCUCAUUUCCCCUGGCCCCACGAUGGCAUAUUUUCCUCCUUUGACCAUGCAUCCAUUCGCCGUGGCUAUGAGGUGUACAAGAAUGUGUGUGCUGCUUGCCACUCCAUGAAGUACAUCGCCUUCCGUAACCUGAUUGGUGUUUCCCACACGGAAGCAGAAGCAAAGGAAGAAGCCCUGGGUGUACAGAUUCCUGAUGGUCCUGAUGAUGAAGGUCAUAUGUUUGAGAGGCCAGGCAAGCUAUCUGACUAUUUCCCUAAUCCCUAUGUCAAUGACGAAGCUGCCCGUGCUGCCAACAAUGGUGCUUUGCCUCCAGAUCUGUCUUACAUCACAUCAGCCAGACACGGUGGAGAGGAUUACAUCUUCUCAUUGCUGACUGGCUACUGUGACCCCCCUGCUGGUGUGUCAGUGAGGGAGGGUCUCUACUACAAUCCUUACUUUGUUGGUGGUGCUAUUGGCAUGGCCCAGGCCCUCUACAAUGAGGUACUAGAAUACAGUGAUGGUACACCUGCUACAUCAUCACAGAUGGCCAAGGAUGUGGCCACCUUCCUCAAGUGGGCUUCAGAACCAGAACAUGAUGAGCGCAAAAAGAUGGCGCUGAAGUCCAUGAUGAUGUUCUCGCUCCUCUUUGUCAUCUCGUAUUACAUCAAGAGGCACAAGUGGACAGUACUCAAGAGCAGGAAGUUUGCAUUCAAACCUCCCCAGUAACUUGAAGUUUUUAUCACCAUUCAAUGUCAUAAAUAGUACUACAUUGUGAACCAUCUCAGUUUGUCAAUAUUAAAUGGAUAUUGUAGUGUGUGAAUAAUAGAAUUCAACCCCUUGGAGCUACUCUGGAGAUAUUGAACUUCAUAGGUCUUAAUAUAUCAUUGUCCAAAAUAUAAGAGGUCACCAGCAGUACUCAGGAUUUUGUCCUUAGUUGAUGAUUUUAAGGAAUGUUUCUACAAUGUAGGAAUUUAUAAUUUUAUCAUGACUUAGACGACGUGUCUUACAAAUGAGAAAAGAGGAAGGUCUCCUUUCUGGCAGACAACCAGUGUAUAUAUUGUUAUAUUUAUUUGGCAAUCGCUCCCAUUUUCUCUAGUAUUGUCAAACCACUUCGUGUACAUUACCAGGAAAUUAUAAGAGAAAUAUAUCAAUUAUUUGU
Molecule: messenger RNA, 1392 nt
Organism: Homarus americanus (American lobster)
Lineage: Eukaryota; Metazoa; Arthropoda; Malacostraca; Decapoda; Nephropidae
Gene: Cyt-c1
Product: cytochrome c1, heme protein, mitochondrial-like
Exons: 7
Coding region: 36-959 (307 amino acids)
Biological process (GO): mitochondrial electron transport, ubiquinol to cytochrome c
Molecular function (GO): heme binding; electron transfer activity
Source: RefSeq, a predicted model, not a curated record